AUGAUUUUGACUCCUGGCGACUUUUCCAAUGCGUUCGAGGAGAUCAAAACCAUGUCCUUGACCCAUUCAACGUGCAAGUUGGUUGUGUUCGUGUCGUGUUUGAAUGUUGAUUCUAUUUGUGCGGGCAAGAUUCUGUGUAUGAUGCUGAAACGACAUCUGAUCGUGUUUCAGUUGAUCCCUGUUGUUGGAUACAAUGACUUGAAGACCAAGUAUAUUAAGCUAGACGAAGGAAUAUCGAACGUGCUGUUGGUUGGGUGUGGCUCAAUGGUUGAUUUGGAGAGUUUCCUUGAUAUAGACGUGUCGCAACACGUCGAGCAGGUCAACAGCACCGGUGCUCCAAUCACCCCAGACUCGUCAACAACAGAGCCCCAAAUCCGGCUAACCAGAAGAAUCUACGUGUUUGACGGCCACCGGCCGUGGAAUCUCGAUAAUCUGUUUGGUUCGCACAUGAUUGUGUGUUUUGACGACGGCACCGCUGAGCGAGAGCUGGAACCGCAGAGAGUUUCGUACGAGGCUCUGGUUGCAAUGGAGCAAGAACAGGGCGAGGACGAGGAGGAAGAACAGGAAGAAUUCGACGAUUUGGCCAGCGGGUCUGAGGACGAGAUGUUCACGCGCAAACGCAAAAGCGAGGACGCUGUUCCGGCCAGAAAACGCGUUCUCCUUGAACACGAAAAAACCAUCGAGGAUUACUACAAUCAGGGAACAACCGUUUCCAUGUCGGCCGCUAUCCAGGUGUACUCGCUGGUCUCCACCUUGGGCGAGUCGAGCGUGGACUAUCUGUGGUUAUCGAUCGUGGGGACCAGUUCUUUGAGUUCUAACUACACAAAUGCGUACGAGUCGCUAGUUCCGCUGCUCAAAGACGAGCUCAACAGAAUACAACAAUCGGACGAUAUUUCCUCGACUGCAGAGUCGAGCUUCGACGACAACAGAGGAAAGAAGGCAGAUAACACCGCGUUGAAAGUCGACAAGGAUUACAGCCUGUUUCUGCUUCGACAUUGGAACCUGUACAACUCGUUUUUCUACUCCAAUUACGUGAACUCAAAGUUGCAGCUGUACACGAGCAACGGGAAACGGCGACUUAACACCAUGUUUGCCAGAAUGGGAAUAUCGCUUGCUGCUGCCAACCAGAACUGGCACUAUUUGGACAUCAAUCUAAAGAAGAAACUGCAUACCAUUUUCCGCAAGAACCUGGCUCAGUUUGGGCUCACAGACGUUAUCAGGGACGGGUUUGUGCGCAACUUUGGGUUCCAUGGGUCUGUUUCUGCGUGUGAUUUUGUGGAAGCCGUGACGGCACUAUUGGAAUACGAUGGAGAGUUGGUCAGCGACCAGGCCCCAAAAACACGGCCGGCUACGCCAGAGCAAGAGGAGGACGAGAAAGAUAUACGCACAUUGAUCAAAAGACGAGAGUCACAGUUUGUGGCCAAUUUCUGGAGAGCGUACGACGCGAUGGACGAUUUCGAUCUGAUUUCCAAGGGACUGAAAAUAGCCAAACUCCAACAGCAGUUCAUCUUUGAUAAAGGGUUUGAGAUCUUCCAAAAGAAGAUGAUCAAGAACCUGCGAAUUUUCAGACUCGUGGUUCUGAAAGACAACUUUGCAACUAAUAAUACCGUUUCGGACCAUUCGUUGGUUCCAGACUCCAGCAACUCGGACUCGAUCGAAAUUAGAACGUUCAGCAACAACGCCAAGCUUUUCCAGAACCCGCUCAUACUCACCAAGCUCGGCAACUGGAUCCUCGAGUCGUGUGCAGAGCUGGACAAGUCCGUGCUACCUUUGGUGAUUGCUUCCCUUGACGUUGACACAGGGACUUAUCUGGUUUGCGGACUGCCGCCAAAGUACCCCAACAUGAAGGGAGUCGAAGAAGCGGCCGAGAAGAUCACCGUGUUGAACACUUUUUCGCUGGCUUUCCAGGAAAUAGCAAAUAGCACCGGUGCCAAGGCGCGGAUCGACAGCUUCGAGAGCUCCAUGAUCGAGAUCAGAAAAGAUGAUCUGCCCAUGUUUUUAGAAAGACUCAGUCUUAGUGGACUUGUCUAG
Messenger RNA from Ogataea philodendri, 2031 nucleotides. RefSeq lists its product as uncharacterized. Gene Ontology annotation, cellular component: DNA replication preinitiation complex. The record is from RefSeq and is a predicted model, not a curated record. Bases 1 to 2031 code for a protein of 676 amino acids. Gene Ontology annotation, molecular function: DNA replication origin binding; single-stranded DNA binding; chromatin binding. Lineage: Eukaryota; Fungi; Ascomycota; Pichiomycetes; Pichiales; Pichiaceae. Gene Ontology annotation, biological process: DNA replication initiation; double-strand break repair via break-induced replication; mitotic DNA replication preinitiation complex assembly. The transcript has a single exon.